This is a messenger RNA of Charadrius vociferus (killdeer), 462 nucleotides long. It is a transcript of the gene TMEM222, whose product is annotated as transmembrane protein 222. NCBI's taxonomy places the organism in Eukaryota, Metazoa, Chordata, Aves, Charadriiformes, Charadriidae. The coding region runs from base 1 to 462 and encodes 153 amino acids. The record is from RefSeq and is a predicted model, not a curated record. The transcript is spliced from 6 exons.
AUGUCCUCCCUGUUCUUCCCACUAGUUCAAUGGCUCUUCCCGAUCAUUGGCCACAUGGGUAUCUGCACAUCGACUGGAGUCAUUCGGGACUUCGCGGGGCCGUAUUUUGUCUCAGAAGACAACAUGGCAUUUGGGAAGCCAGUGAAGUACUGGAAACUGGAUCCCAGCAAAGUAUACUCCACCAGUCCCAACGCUUGGGACACGGCCGUACACGAUGCCUCAGAGGAGUACAAGCACCGAAUGCACAACCUUUGCUGUGAUAACUGCCAUUCUCAUGUGGCUCUGGCCUUAAACUUGAUGAGAUACGAUAACAGCACCUCCUGGAACAUGGUGAAGCUCUGCUUCUUCUCACUCCUGUAUGGGAAGUAUGUAAGCAUAGGGGGAUUUGUGAAGACCUGGCUUCCCUUUGUCCUCUUCUUGGGGGUGAUCGUGACCGUUGUUCUGACGCUUCAUUUGCGGUGA